This is a messenger RNA of Oncorhynchus mykiss (rainbow trout), 544 nucleotides long. NCBI's taxonomy places the organism in Eukaryota, Metazoa, Chordata, Actinopteri, Salmoniformes, Salmonidae. The record is from RefSeq and is a predicted model, not a curated record.
ACGGGGAAUAGACAAAUGAACCGAAGGCUAUUUGUAUUGCUGACAGUCAUUUAUCUUGAGAAAAGACGAAGGCAGGAAAGCUACAUUACGCGCAAUUGUUGCUGGGAAGAAACCAAUAACAAGAUGACUAAAAUGGUGAUGGCUUACAUUGGGUUCCUUCUCCUUGCCAUGCGUUUUUCGUCACAGGUCCACGCGCAAAACACUACCCCACAGUCCCCUGCCAUGAAUGCUACGACCAAAGCUGGCGGUGCGAGUUCCAACAUGACCAAGAUACCCGAUGUCACCAAGAACAACAUUGCCAAAGGAGCCAGUGCAUCUUUGCAAUCCAGCUCCUUCACGCUCAUCAUAACCAUCAUGGUGGGGGGCUCACUACAGGGGCGCUUCUAGAGGGCUGUUGCGCAGUGAACAGACACCGGCUAGACUUACAUUUUGUAUGAAUCAUGUGAUAUGCGUAGAUUUGUUUUUUAAGGCCAGGUUCAAUAAACCUUUGAAAUGUAGAAUACUUGUGACACGUUUCUUGUAUAAUAAAAAUACUUUAACAUAA